GGUUAUUGAUAAAUGUUUAUUUUGCAUACGACUGACAUACGGAAUAAAGUGGUGUUAUUUUAUAGACUAGUGAAAAUUAGGAAUUGAUUUACCAGAAUCGCCAAGAACAACGACUUUUACUUUCUCAAUUGCAGCCAUAUCGGGAAAUAAAGCAGUAUGACGGAGGAAAGGCUGGUGACGGAAGUACCGAGCAGUUUGAAGCAACUGGCUCGACUCGUUGUGCGCGGUUUCUACACCAUUGAGGAUGCCCUCAUCGUCGACAUGCUCGUUCGCAACCCUUGUAUGAAAGAAGAUGACAUUUGCGAGCUGUUAAAGUUCGAGAGGAAAAUGCUGAGAGCCCGAAUAGCAACCCUCAAAAACGACAAGUUCAUCCAAGUCAGACUUAAAAUGGAAACAGGUGCCGACGGCAAAGCCCAAAAAGUGAACUACUACUUCAUAAACUACAAAACGUUCGUGAACGUGGUGAAGUACAAGCUAGAUCUGAUGCGCAAGCGGAUGGAGACUGAGGAGCGCGACGCGACCAGUCGCGCCAGCUUCAAGUGCCCGGCUUGCGGGAAGACCUUUACUGACCUCGAGGCGGACCAGCUCUACGAUAUGAUGACGCAAGAAUUCCGCUGCACAUUCUGCAGCCAAGUCGUGGAGGAGGACCAGUCCGCCCUCCCGAAGAAGGACUCCCGUCUUCUGCUGGCCAAGUACAACGAGCAGCUGGAACCGCUGUACCAGCUGCUGCGAGCUGUUGAGGGCAUCAAGCUGGCUCCCGAGAUCCUGGAGCCUGAGCCAGUCGAUAUUAACACUAUUCGUGGCCUCAACACAAAACAGGCGCUGCUUCGACCAGGCAACGAACAAUGGUCGGGCGAAGCCACCCGCAGCGGCGGCGGCGGCCUCGCGGUCGAAGAAACCAGAGUCGACGUCACCAUCGGGGAGGCCACGCGCGCCGCCCCGGCCCGCAAGGAGCGCCCUGUGUGGAUGGUGGAGAGCACCGUCACUACGGGCGAACAGAGCGAGGCGGCAGCGGCAGACGCGGCGUUGGAAAAGGCGGCGAGCACCGCAGCGGCGGCCAAGAGCGGCGGCAAGGGCGCCGACGACAUCAUGUCCGUUCUGCUGCAGCACGAGAAACAGAACACAGACAACUCGGCAGCCAACGCGCUAAAGCCCGAGCAAGACAGUUCGGAUGACAGUGAUAACGACUCGAAGGACCCCUUCAAGCUCAAGAGUGAUCCCGUGGCAGUCGCGGAAAUGGAGAGCUCAUCAUCAGAGAGCGAAGAUGGCGCGCCGACGGUGCUGGCGGCGGGCGCGCGGGUCCCUCUCACGGCCGUCGACGAUGAGCUCAUCGCGCGCAUGACUCCGCAGGAGAAGGAGGCCUACAUACACACCUACCAGGACUACUACAGCCACAUUCUAGACUAGAUGUCAUACAUUAAAUGGAGCCAACUUAUCGAAUUUGUUUUAUUAGUGUUAUAAAUUUGACGUGGCUUUCGGUGUCGCAUCGUAGCUCCCGAAAGGAUGAACCGGUUUAGAUUUAGUUUUUUUGUUUGAAAGUUGAAUUAGUCGGGAGUGUUCUUAGCCAUGUUUCAUGGAAAUCAGUCCAGUAUGUCAUCGCGCGCAUGAGCCCGCAGGAGAAGGAGGAUACAUACACACCUACCAGGACUACUACAGCCACAUUCUAGACUAGAUGUCAUACAUUAAAUGAACCUAACUGAU
Leguminivora glycinivorella is the source of this 1701-nucleotide messenger RNA. RefSeq names its product general transcription factor IIE subunit 1 (gene TfIIEalpha). NCBI's taxonomy places the organism in Eukaryota, Metazoa, Arthropoda, Insecta, Lepidoptera, Tortricidae. The record is from RefSeq and is a predicted model, not a curated record. Gene Ontology annotation, cellular component: transcription factor TFIIE complex. Bases 157 to 1407 code for a protein of 416 amino acids. Gene Ontology annotation, biological process: transcription initiation at RNA polymerase II promoter; transcription open complex formation at RNA polymerase II promoter. The transcript is spliced from 10 exons.